AUCAAGAUGUCAUGCUUUUGUUUAUACUGCAUAUGUUUAAACAAAAAUAAGUUUGUGGCAGCCCGUGACGGCCACGUUCAAUUGUUACAAUAACAUUUUUUUCUUAGUGUAUUAAAAAUUAUAUUGUUGACUAAAAUAUUAUUUUAAGCAGCUCACGUUUUAAAGUUGUAUCUCAAUUAUCUUUAAUACAAAAUAAUAAUUUUUUUAGAUAAUGAGCAAGAGGAACGUCCCGGUCCCUCCAGACAAAUGGCUUCCGGUUCAAUUGGAGAUAAUAUGCAAGGCGAAAGUGUCGGUCUCUCCAGACAAAUGGAUUUCGAUCCAAUUGAACAGCCGGACAAUGUAGGCAAAGAAUCCGUAACAACGAAGGAACAGAAGUUGAAACAAAAUAAAAGGAGGCUCGAAUUCGAAUCUUUAAAAAUGAAGGAACAGGAAUUAAAGCGUAUGAAAAAGAAGCUCGGAUCCAAAAUCUCUGACGCGGACUCGAAAGAUGAUAAGCAAGAGGAACGUCCCGGUCCCUCUACACAAAUGGCUUCCGGUUCAACUGGAGAUAAUAUGCAAGGCGAAGGUGUCGGUUCUUCUAGACAAAGAGAUUCCAAUCCAACUGGACAGCCGGAAACGUAUAAAUGCGAUUUCUGUGCACAGACAUUCGAUUUUUGGGACAUUUAUUGCAAUCAUUUAUAUUACCACAGCUUAGAGAAUCAUCCUUACUACGUUUGCGAAUUAAAAUUUAUUUCUUACUCAGAAUUGCGUAAACAUUACAUUCGGGUACAUUCGGACGGUCCUUUAAAGUGUGAUAAAUGCGGAAAAUUUUUCGCGAAAUUUGAUUAUUUUGUACGGCACAAAAAAAGAUGUCAUAAUAAUGGCAAGUAUUUUUGUAAUAUAUACAUUAUUAUAUAUUCUUGUUCUAAUAAUAUGCAAAUGACGGAAGAUAUAAUUACAACGACAAUUUUUUAAAUAAUUGAACAGCGCAUGAUUAUAAGAAGAGAACAUGAUUUUAUUAUAAAACAUAAA
Messenger RNA from Nylanderia fulva, 1011 nucleotides. Lineage: Eukaryota; Metazoa; Arthropoda; Insecta; Hymenoptera; Formicidae. The record is from RefSeq and is a predicted model, not a curated record.